Molecule: messenger RNA, 2508 nt
Organism: Beta vulgaris subsp. vulgaris (sugar beet)
Lineage: Eukaryota; Viridiplantae; Streptophyta; Magnoliopsida; Caryophyllales; Amaranthaceae
Product: B3 domain-containing protein Os01g0723500
Exons: 8
Coding region: 243-2159 (638 amino acids)
Molecular function (GO): DNA binding
Source: RefSeq, a predicted model, not a curated record
UUGACCACCACACCGUUGGGUGUUGAGCCUCCUGCAGUCCUGCCUGACUUCCUCACUCUUUCCCGUUUAAGCGCGGGUAAUCAAAACGACUCACCUCUCUCGUACACCCGACAGUCUAACAUCCCACUCUCUCUUCCUCCGUCUCUUUCUCUCUCUCUUGGGUGGAGCGAAUUGCAGUACAAGUACUUUCAGAAUGCGAGUAAAAUAUAGCGUGUCUAAUACUUGAAGGAGAAUCGUUGAAGAUGAUGAGUGGUAGGAGGCCUCAUUUCUUGGAGGUUUUUCUUCCUAAUUUGAGCUCUAACAGGCUGAAAGUACCAUCUAAAUUUGUUAAGCACCUCGGGGGACGAACUUCCGGAUCUCUCUCUUUGGUAGGACCAAGUGGUAACAUAUGGCAUGUCAAUCUAUUUGAGUACAAUGGUCACUUGUUUUUCCAAGAUGGAUGGUCUACAUUUGUUAAGGAUCAUUCCAUAGAGUGUGGUGACUCUCUAGUCUUCGAAUAUGAUGGAGAUUCGAAUUUCACCGUACAAAUUUUUGAUCAAAGUUCAUGUGAGAAAGACGAAGCCUUUUAUGCAAAUUGCACGCAAUUAGCUUCUGAAUGCUGUGAAAACUUGGGAAAGAAAAGAGAAAGGGAUGUGGAAGCUCCCAAACUAAAAAUAGUUGCUGAAAAGAAAAUGAGGGGAAGCUGGCUACCUGUUAAUCUAUAUGUUCCUGCUGAAAACAAGGAACACAAGUUAAAAACACGUACCAAGAAUUGUCAGGACUUCAGGAAAACUGUAACGAGUGGGCAUGAUAUUACAACUAAGAACUUUGCCCAGUCAUCUGAUAGGACAGUUGUCUUGGCUAUUGCUGCUCCUAGAGGACCUGACGGGAUGGCAAAUUCAGUAGAUUUCCGUGUCAGAAAAAUUGCUUCAAAAGUGAAAAAAGUUUUGAAAAAGACAAUAAAAACUCACACGCAGAACAUUCCUAGCAUAUCGAAGUUCAUAGAGUCAAAGGCAGCUCAAUACUUCACAUCAACUUUUCCAUAUUUUGUGAGAGUUAUGUGCUACUCCAAUAUCAGUGGUAACAGUACACUGAAAAUUCCUACUCAUUUUUCGAGACUGCAUUUUCCAAACUGCCGAAUAAAAGUCACCCUGAUGAAUUUAGACGGGAAGUGCUGGAUCGUGAAUUCUAUUCCAUCUGCAAAACAACAUAUGACAACGCAUACACUUUGUGGUGGCUGGAUAGCCUUUGUUCGUGGUAACAGUAUCAAAAUAGAAGACGUGUGCAUAUUUGAGCUCGUAGGUAAUUUUGAAAUGCGUGUCCGUGUUAUACGUCUAGGUUUGGAAGGAAUGGAAUGUCAAAUAGGAAGCAUUCCUGUUGAUGAUGAUGGUGUUACAUCGGGUAGACAGUGUCUUGGAACAGUCGAAAAUGUAGCACAAGCUACAGGAGUGCAUCCUUCAAAAGAUUUAGAGCAAACAAUUGAGCCAUGCACAUUUCAAGACAAUAAGCAUGAAAAGAAAACAUAUAAAAGGCCUUAUAUGCUUCAAGAGGCUGCAUCCUCCAUUGGCACAGUUGCUGGUUCUAUAUUUGUAAAGGGUCCUGCCUAUGCUUCCAAAUCUUCUAUUGAAACUGGUGAUGAUUCUACAUCAGAUGAUCUUCUAGUGUGUAAUGCCGGGGAAACUAUAUCAUAUCAAACAAGCGCAAACAAUCAGUUAGAUUUACAAGCCGUACCAACUAAAAACAUGCAGCCUAGAGCUGAAGAAGCCAGUGAAGCUGUAGCUUUUAAUUCUCCUUUUCCUAGUUUCAUGAAGGUCAUGAUGAGCUCUAAUGUUGGUGGUUCAUUUACUCUGGCUGUGCCUAGGAAGUUUUCAACUGCAUAUCUUCCAUGUUACAAGACUGAGGUCAUUCUUCGUAAUUUGAGAGGGGAAUCUUGGAAUGUUACUUCAGGUCGUUAUGGAUAUCAGACAAAGUUCUAUGGAGGCUGGAUGUCCUUUGCUCGUAUGAAUGGCCUGAAAGUCGGGGACACAUGUGUCUUUGAACUUAUUGAUGAGAGGGUGUUGCAGGUGCGUGUAUUUGAGGGUCGUCAAAAGGCGCUGAAGAAUUUAAAUGAUGAAGCUGUAGCUGAUGAUUUAACAGUCUCCAUUGAGUCCAUCCAAUUCAGGGAUCUGCCUGAGCUAUGAAGUUUGGUUUGCUUUGGGCACCUACACAGGUUAGCCACCAUCAGUUGUCAUCAUCCAAGUUUCGACGCGAAGAAUAUCAUAAUCUACCAUCCUAUACCAUCAGCAGUAACAACUUCUGUGAAAUCAAUUUCAGGGGCUAUUUUCCAUUUAGCCAUUGUAUAUACUUGCUAAGUUCUACUUCAUCAAGAACAAUGAAAACCGAGUUUUUUCAGUGUAAAAUAUAGUACUCUUGAUGUGUUCGAACUUUUUAGAAGUAUCAGCUUGGUGGCUUGACUGUCAUCAGAGCAACUUCUGUAGCUAACGUCAGUUUAAAAUAAAUAAAAAGGUCUUUUUGGUUGGUUUUAAGGUU